AUGGCUUCCACAAGUUUCUUCUUGUCCAUGUCUGUCCUCCUUUUGUCUUUGCUAGUCAUUGCUUCGGCUGCCGAUUAUGGCUAUUAUGUCUCUGAGCCACACAAUGUUUCUCCUUCAACACCCACAUCAGAAAAUGAGUAUAUCCCUAAACCAGACUCUGAACUUGCCAAACCUCAUCAUCCAAAACCCAAAUAUGACACCACCAAACCAGAAUCUGACUACGUCAAGAGUGAUGUUAAUGAGUAUGGUCAAAAACCCAAACCAGAAUUUGACUACGUCAAGAGUGAUGUUAAUGAGUAUGACCAAAAACCCAAACCAGAAAAUAACUACAGCUCAAAACCUUAUUCUGACACAAAGAAACCUGAAGAUGGGUAUACCCCAAAAUCAGACUCUGAUAAGUCGGGCUACGGUUAUAGCUUGAAAUCGGAAAACCCACUCCAAAUUGGUGUUGAAGGGCUUGUUCUGUGCAAAUCAGGCUCCAGCUAUGUCCCUGUUGAAGGAGCCAUGGCUAGGAUAACAUGUUCAGCUAUGGACCAGAAUGGGUACGAGACAACACCUUUCUCCUGCCUGACCAGUGCAACUGAUGCAAAAGGAUACUUUUUUAAGACACUGUCUCUUUUUGAUCUUUUUGACAAUUUAAAACUCAAAGACUGCAAAGUUAAUCUCGAAAAAUCUCCAUCGGAAACCUGCAAUAUCCCUACAGAUGUUAACAAGGGCAUUACUGGUGCUGUCUUUUCUUCUUACCGCAUCCUGCAUGAGAAGAAGAUCAAGUUAUACUCUGUUGGGCCCUUCUUCUACACUUCGGAGUCUAAAUCAACUCCUGCUGGUUACUGAAAAUUUACUUU
Manihot esculenta (cassava) is the source of this 845-nucleotide messenger RNA. RefSeq names its product proline-rich protein 3. The coding region runs from base 1 to 834 and encodes 277 amino acids. Lineage: Eukaryota; Viridiplantae; Streptophyta; Magnoliopsida; Malpighiales; Euphorbiaceae. The transcript has 2 exons. The record is from RefSeq and is a predicted model, not a curated record.